UCUUAACUGGCUUGAAUGUGCACUGACUGCAUAUAAAUAAGCGGCACGUCGUUGUAAUGCGAGUAUAAGUGAGGCGUAACAGUUUGACGUAACGCUAUCUACCGUACCUGUCUGUAGCGUAGCUGACAGACCUUGUGUUUGACGUUAGAGCUUUGCGGUGGACUCUCCAGCGUGUACGCGGUGUUUUGGUUUUUGCCGGCCUGUCAUCACAACAGCUUGACAUUUAUCACUCUGCAAGGCUGGCGUAGAAGAUGGCAUCAAUGGCAGCGGCGCACGAGCCAGGUAUACUAAGCCCCGGCUCCAUACCGCUGAUCGUUGACGCUUUAGUCCCCGAGAGUAUAUUCGCUCCGGACCGGGGAGGAUGUGGGGACGACAGCGGGGACGAGUGCUUCGAGGACGGGGACAUGAUGAACGGCGAGCUCGAGGACCGCGGGGUUGACUUCACCAACAAGCUGGCACUUGUUAGCCCAAAUGGAGAGCAGUAUGACUCGUUACUCCGCCAGCUCCGGGACAGAAUGGAGGAGGGAUGUGGAGAGACCAUCUACGUGGUUGGGAUGGGCUCAGACGGUAGUGACUGGGGUCUGGAUGAGAAGGACAUGGAGGCCUCAGGAGCCACGGUGCGCUCUAUGUGUGAGCAAGUGGAUGCUGACCUCAUUACUCUCCGAGAGCGUAAUGAGGCUGCAGGUUUGGUUCGCGACUACCUGAUCCGCCGGCGUGUGGGUGAGCUGGACUUCCUGGAGGUCAGGGUUGCAGUCGUGGGUAACGUGGAUGCCGGUAAGAGUACUCUGCUGGGAGUGUUAACGCACGGAGAGCUGGACAAUGGCAGGGGCUUUGCCCGCCAAAAGCUCUUCAGACACAAACACGAGAUGGAGAGUGGCAGGACCAGCAGUGUGGGCAACGAUAUCCUGGGGUUUGACCAGGAGGGACAGGUGGUAAACAAACCAGAUAGUCAUGGAGGAAGCCUGGACUGGACCAAGAUCUGUGAGAAGUCCUCCAAGGUUAUCACCUUCAUAGACCUGGCUGGCCAUGAGAAAUACCUCAAGACCACGGUGUUUGGGAUGACCGGACACCUGCCUGACUUCUGCAUGCUCAUGGUGGGCAGUAACGCAGGUAUCGUAGGGAUGACCAAAGAGCACCUGGGCCUGGCCUUAGCCCUGAAUGUGCCCGUGUUUGUGGUGGUGACCAAGAUAGACAUGUGUCCAGCCAACAUCCUGCAAGAGACAUUGAAGCUGCUCCAGAGGUUGCUGAAGUCCCCCGGCUGCAGGAAGAUCCCCGUGCUGGUGCAGAACAAGGACGACGUCAUAGUCACGGCUUCAAACUUCAGUUCGGAGAGGAUGUGUCCCAUCUUCCAGAUCUCCAAUGUGUCUGGAGAGAACAUGGACAUGCUCAAGAUGUUUCUCAACCUGCUCUCCUCCAGGACGUCCUACCGUGACGACCAGCCGGCUGAGUUUCAGAUAGACGACACCUACUCUGUACCGGGAGUGGGAACAGUAGUAUCAGGAACAACUUUACGCGGACUCAUACGUCUGAAUGAUACAAUGCUACUAGGACCAGACCCCCUGGGCAGCUUCAUCCCCAUUGCUGUGAAAUCAAUCCACCGCAAGAGAAUGCCCGUGAAGGAGGUUAGAGGGGGCCAGACCGCCUCAUUUGCCCUCAAAAAGAUCAAGCGUUCGUCCAUAAGAAAAGGCAUGGUGAUGGUGUCCCCAAGGUUGUGCCCGCAGGCUACCUGGGAGUUUGAGGCUGAGAUCCUGGUGCUGCAUCACCCAACUACGAUAUCCCCCAGAUACCAGGCCAUGGUCCACUGUGGCAGCAUUAGGCAGACAGCCACCAUCUUGUCCAUGAACAGAGACUGCUUACGGACAGGCGACAAGGCUUCAGUCCACUUCCGCUUCAUCAAAACCCCCGAGUACCUGCACUGCGACCAGCGGCUGGUGUUCAGGGAGGGACGCACCAAGGCUGUGGGUACCAUCACUAAGCUGUUGCAAUCCACCAAUAACUUACCGUCCAAUUCCAAACCUCCACAAAUCAAAAUGCAGUCGACAAAGAAGGCACUGCCGCGAAGAGAGGACGGCACCACGGCAGCCGCUGAUGAAGCAGCAACAAUAGCACAGUCUGCAGGCCCAAACGGGACACAACCGGGAGAGGAAGAUGAAGAGCCUCAGAUAAAAGAGGGCAACAAAGAGAACAAGCCAAAGUCUGGAGGAGGCGGCAGGAGACGGGGCGGCCAGAGGCACAAAGGAAAAGGCCAGAACAGCAGCACCAACUCCACGGCGGCUCCCUCCUCAGGAACAGGAGGUUCCUAAACUGCCCUCCUGUAAAGCUCCCCCUCUGCCAUCACUCCACAAGUGUCUUCAUCCCACAAACCAUGAAGGACAGACAUGUUUGGAGCAAGACACUCCUUAGUCUUAUCACUCCUUGCCUUUUCACACCAGGUCCUACAUUAUUUAUUUUUAAAGGGAACACAAAGGUGUACGUCCCAAACCAAAAAAUGCACCUUUAAUGCAUUUUAACGUCAGCUGCCUUUUACUCUUUUGAAUGGUUCGGGUGAUGGAAAGCAGUGUGGUUUGAGGUUAGCCUCACUUAGGAUGACGACUUAUUUCAUUUGAUGCAUAUUUGAUCAGUCUAUGAAAUCAACAAUUCAUUCCUCCGGCUCAAUGCGAGUGGAAGGGAGGGAGGCUAACCCGAAAACAAAGAUCCAGUACGAUACGAGCAGCUAUACGUGAACCCCCCCUCCCCUCCCCCAUGCAUUCCCAGCAAAAAACAAUUCAUGUACUAUUUUUACUGCAUAUGUAAAUUAGAUGUUAGGUGUGCUCCGAUUGGACGGAUUCCAUUGUACAAAAUGUAAUGCAAAUAAUAUAUGAAUGUAGCAGAAGGCACACGGUGAUUUUGAAUUAUAGAUAUAUGGAAAAUAUAAGCGGUUGCAUUUUAUAAUCAUCAGUUAUUUAUUUGGCAUACAUGCAGAACAUUCACUCGUAAGAUGGUCUCGGACUUCUCACUCGCACUCUUUAGAUUCAGGAUCCAUCAUGCUUCCACCGCCAGUCAGCCACGUUACAAACCGUAUACAGUUAGUGUUAUUACAGAUACAGCACAUCAUCUUCAUCAUGAGUAUAAGACAUGCAGUGCUACUUGUAACUCUAGUACCCCAUGCUUUAUGGCCUGUUGCUGUUAACAUGUUGUGACAUUUUAAACACACGUUGCCACUAAAAAUAAACUGACCAUUAAUAAACAGGUUAUACUGAGAUUCUUUUUUUCAUGUGUAUUUUAUUUAAGAGUAAAAAAAAAUAUUUUAACAGGAGCAAAGAUGGGUUCAAUAUGUUUACAGUGCUCUUUUUCUCCAAUAUACUGGAACUACAUUUCCAUACUAUGUUACAGAUGGAAAGUGGCAACUAUUGACUCUGAAUAGAUGGCAGAAUUGUGUAUUUGGACUUUACAUUUUUGAUAAUCAUGUGAGUUACAAAGGCUACGAUCAUGUAAAACCACGUUGAGUUCUGUGCACAUGGAGACGUUACCGUUAACAAUGAAGUCCAAAGAGUUUCUCAACUGAGAAAAGGAAUAUUUCAACACCUGUAAGAUCCAAUUAGCUUGGCAGGAAUCUUUGCCAUCAACAAAGUAUCCAAAAACUAGAAAAAAAAAAAAGUAUAUAUAUUUUGUGAUGCACAGGACACGUUUCACAACUUGAAUCAGCGUAUCAACCUUCUCAAGUCCCCACUUACAGUCUCAUGAAUGGUCAACAGUUUGAGGAAAUAAACGAACACCUGUUUUCUGAUGCAUGGGCAGAUUUAAGGUCAGUUUGGAGAUCAGUUUCUAGUGAGAACCAUAAAAGUUCUAAAUGAAGUUGCUUUAACCUACAAGGGCACAUUUAGUCACACGCAGAGUAGUCUUACUUUAUAUACACAAACAUUACACAUUAUAUGCAACAUUUAUUUACUAUAGAUUCAAACACUGAACGUAUUGAUCUGCUUCAUUUACAUGAUG
Molecule: messenger RNA, 3975 nt
Organism: Anarrhichthys ocellatus (wolf-eel)
Lineage: Eukaryota; Metazoa; Chordata; Actinopteri; Perciformes; Anarhichadidae
Gene: gtpbp1
Product: GTP binding protein 1
Exons: 14
Coding region: 252-2303 (683 amino acids)
Biological process (GO): translational elongation
Molecular function (GO): GTP binding; GTPase activity; translation elongation factor activity
Source: RefSeq, a predicted model, not a curated record